GUUAGGUCUGCUUUCCAUUAUUUUUAAUUUUUAUAUUACAUGUUUCUAUUAUUGCAUUUCUGUUAUGAGUAAAGUAAAUCGUCUACACGACCAUACACGUUAUAGGCCAUGGGUUCUGAAAAAAAGAGUGUAAUUUAUAAAACGAACCUCGAAAAUAAAACAGAUGAUGAUGAAUUGUUACCAAAAUGCUUCGCAAUCAGUUCCGAUGUGGAAAUGAAAGAAAUACCUUUAACAGGUGAAGAAUAUCUUCUUAAAGUUGUGACCGAACGUGCCAAGAUUGCUGCUGUAACUAUAUGUGAUAAAGAUGUUACACAAUUCGCCAAGAAUCAAUCUCGUUUUUACAAAGAGCCUCCAAGGACGAAACCAGCACCAGAUAAACUGAAGCCCACAAUCGAAUGGCAAGAAAUUCAAAUUAAAGAUUUCACUGAUGUUCGAUCAAACAUGAGUAACAUAAUAGCUAACCUUACCAAAAGAAAUUUGUGGAGUGCUAAAGUGAAAAAGAUAGAAAUAACUGAUCAGUCAUUUGUGGGUUGGAAAAUAUUUUUUGAAGACAAUGAUUCUACUGUAACAUGUAUGCUGGGUUUUAAUCCUGAACUGCUGGAUAUAGGAUUAGAAAUGCUUACAAAUAUUGUAAGAGAAGUUACUCCUAGGGACACUAUAGACCACAAAACAGGUAGAUGGAUAUAUGCAUUCUUAGCAUGUUUGAGACACCCGCCACUCUCAGAAACCAUUAGCAUCCUGCGGAAUCUAGCCAGGGCUUGUGCUGAAGUCAGGUCAAUAUUAACCAAGAAGAAGAAGAUGCCUCACUGAAAGCUGCACCUCUCAAUCUGUUUAUUUGCAUAGUUGCCAGGUAUUUUAGACAGCUGGACUUAGCUGAUUAGCAUUAUGAUGAAUUGAUGACCUUUUGGGAAAUAAUAGCAAAGAAAUAUACAAAUUGAGUUAUACAUUUUUGACCAAAUUUGUGGUUAGAAAUCUUUACAAGCAAGUGGUUGACUGAAUAUGGUACUAAAAAUACGUUUAUGAUGUUUCAUUGUGUUCUUCUGGCACUAUAAAGUAAAAAAAUAUAUCUGUGCUUCUUUGUAAAUAAAUUUUUAUUUCAAUAUUCAUUGGUAUCAUAUCAGUGCAAUAAUCCAGUGAUAUUUUUUGAGUGAUUGGCACCCAAAAAAUUAGAUUCACUAUAAUUAUAGGCUAAAAUAUUGACAAACUUUUAUGACUGCCUCUAAAAUAUGAUAAAAAAGAAA
Molecule: messenger RNA, 1241 nt
Organism: Leguminivora glycinivorella
Lineage: Eukaryota; Metazoa; Arthropoda; Insecta; Lepidoptera; Tortricidae
Gene: Gem2
Product: gem-associated protein 2-like
Exons: 4
Coding region: 109-810 (233 amino acids)
Biological process (GO): spliceosomal complex assembly; spliceosomal snRNP assembly
Cellular component (GO): spliceosomal complex; nucleus; SMN complex
Source: RefSeq, a predicted model, not a curated record